This is a messenger RNA of Neoarthrinium moseri, 375 nucleotides long. RefSeq lists its product as uncharacterized. Lineage: Eukaryota; Fungi; Ascomycota; Sordariomycetes; Amphisphaeriales; Apiosporaceae. The record is from RefSeq and is a predicted model, not a curated record. Bases 1 to 375 code for a protein of 124 amino acids. The transcript has a single exon.
AUGGGCGACGACUCUUCAUUCGCAGACGGCUCUGCGAGUGACGAGGACGAUACUAGGCCUCUACGGCUCUGUCCAGAUGCAGGCUGCUGGGGUUUGGAGGUGAUGCGUUGUCUCUGCUGGGGGCCUGCAGCCAAUUGGGAUGGUGGCAUGGCCCUGGCAGAACUCGUGGGCUGCAGCGUCAGAGACAAGCAGGGGGGCAGCAGCCCGCCCGCCGAGGGCCAGGGCAGCGAUGGGCGCGGGAUGGCAGGCAAGCAGGCAAGCCAGGGUGGGCAAAUGUCACUCUUGUGUCGUAUUCUCAGCCCACAGCGGCGUGCGACGGCGGCACGGUGGAACGUUCUGCUGAUGGCGGUUUUCACGAUACCUACGGGGAUGUGA